Molecule: messenger RNA, 2169 nt
Organism: Folsomia candida
Lineage: Eukaryota; Metazoa; Arthropoda; Collembola; Entomobryomorpha; Isotomidae
Product: piggyBac transposable element-derived protein 4
Exons: 3
Coding region: 449-1747 (432 amino acids)
Source: RefSeq, a predicted model, not a curated record
GCAAUAUUUUUUACUGGAUGCGGCAUGCGUUUUGAAGAAUAAUGAGCUUUGGUCGGACCGUGUACGAUUUUUUUGGCGCCCACAGGAAUUUUUCGCCCAGGACAGGUUGGAGGUCUAAAAUCGCCGCCUUGGCGAAAAUUAAAAAACUGAAAUAUACGUUUGCAUAUCCGGACCCUCUAUAUGGGAUUGGUGAAGGGAUUGGUGAAGAAGCCAUCCAUUCGAGAAUAUUGGAGUACUGAUGAGUUAAUUCAGACUCCGUUCUUUCCAACCAUGAUGUCUCGAAAUCGGUAUGAUGAAAUGAGAUACCAUUGAUAUUUCACAUACAUAAAUAAAAUACAUACAUGCAUAAAUUCAACUUUACAGAUUUCAAGGCAUCCUUAGAGCUUUGCAUUUUUCUAAUAAUGAGAAUAACACUGGAAGAGAUCGUUUUUGCAAACUGGGCACCUUCAUGAAGGAUAUUUUGGCCAAUUUCUCGAGUGCUGUAAUACCAGGCAAAAAUAUUUGCAUCGACGAAACUCUUCUCGCGUACAAAGGACGAUUGUCAUUCCGCCAGUAUAAUCCGAAAAAGCGAGGCCGGUUCGGGAUCAAAAUGUUCGUUUUAUGUGAUUGUGCCCUGAAGUUCGUCCUGAAUAUCUUGCCGUACCAAGGGAAAUCUACUCCUCUUGCCGAUCGUAGCUGGCUGAAGGACCUCGGUUUUGGUGGCGCAACAGUACUCACUCUACUGCAAGGUUAUCUAAACAAAGCUUAUCAUGUCGUUGUGGACAAUUGGUUUCUGGGACCGAAGUUGGCUAAAAUAAUGCUCGCCGAAAAGACCUAUGUACUGGGGACAGUACAACGACGACGUAAAGGCAUGCCAAAGAUGAGAGGGAAACUACCCAAAGGACACGUCCAAACUUUUUGCGAUGACGAAAUUUUGGUUGAACGCUGGAGUGAUCGGAGGGAGGUAUGCAUGUUGAAUACAUUUAUGCCCCAUUCCAUGCGAAUUGCUGAGUCGUCCAAUCCGAAGAACACCAGGGAGAAACCAGCAACGGUGCUACUGUACAAUUCGAUAAUGGGAGCUGUCGAUAAUGUUGACAAAACUAUCAAGCCCUACCAGUCCGUUCGGAAAUCGUACAAGUGGUAUAAGAAGGUGGUGUUUAAUAUGAUCGAUGUAGCAACCUAUAACAGUAUGAUACUGUAUAACCACUUGCAUGCUGACCAAAGAGCUGUCCCGUACAAGGAAUUUGUCAUGAAGAUCGUUAGAGAAAUUCAAGAAAAAUAUCCCACCCUCAAGAAACCAAUUGGAAGACCUCCAAUAGUACCACGAAAUGAAAAUCCAGCCUUGCCACUUCGUUUGAAUCCUAGUCAUCAUAUUGCGGUCAAACACUUGGAUAAAAAUGGCACACCAGCUUACUCUGACUGCAUAUACUGCAAACACCACGCCGAGUACUCUCCGAAACGCAAGACGACCCCUUUCAGCUGCGAGAUUUGUAAGGUUCGACUUUGCAUUCAAGGAGGGACAUCUUGUUUCAAACGGUACCACUCUGAUAAAAAACUAAAGAAAAUCUCAAUCACUCCACAAAAUACUCAGAGUCAGCCCCACACUCAAAUAUCGCAACCACGACUUCCCGAAGACAUUGAUACACUCGGCCCAAAUGCAGUUCAAUUUAUUUUAAGUCCCAAUCAUGAAAUCGUAGUAUUUGAUGAAGAUGGAAAUCUGUUCACUGGUGCUCAAUUUUCGGACGAAUCAUCCUUGCCACCCAUUUAAAUUAAAUAUUUUUCAUAAUUAUAUUUACUCAUGAAUCGUAGUAGUUUUUGUUGAAUAUUAUUGCAUGUGAUAAUAUGAACAUAUUCCGUUGGGUUUUAGUUGAAAAUAAAAUUCGGGUCCGCGAGGUCGGAGAAUAUUCAUCAGCUUGGGUGCGUGAGGACAAUUUACUGACAAUUAUUCGGGCCUGAAGGAUAUUUAAUUGGAAAUUAAUUAGGGACUUAGUGAUACGAUUUUUCUUGACAAAAUUUUUUACAUGGGAUCCUAAACACGAUUGCUUGACAUUUAGUAUCUAGGUAACUCUUGUGUCUUUUAACGGUUGCGACAAAUGGUGGAGUUACAAAUAAAAUAAUUAUUUUUUAAAUCGUUGGUACACGUCCCAUGGUCGUGUGUACCAACGACUUUGACCUUUAAUAACUUUUGAA